Molecule: messenger RNA, 1848 nt
Organism: Schistosoma curassoni
Lineage: Eukaryota; Metazoa; Platyhelminthes; Trematoda; Strigeidida; Schistosomatidae
Source: the annotation of a GenBank genome assembly
AUGACCAGGCCAUCUAAAAAACAUAUAAUCUCUUCUGAUGCCUAUAGCACCUGCAAAAGAUCUAAAUCAGUCACUAAAGCGAAUAAUGUGAAACCUUAUAAACACACUGAUCAGUCUGCAUCCUACUCUGAUCUUCCCUCAGCCACACUUAACGUGCACCGUUUACUUGGACAAGACAUAUUACUACCUUGCAUCUCGCUUGUCGAUAUAAAUAAGAGCAGUCACAUACCGUUAGAGUCGACAUCAUUUGUCAGUCCAAACAAAAACACCACAUGUUGUGAGCAGUAUUUAGACAGUGCUGUUGAUCCCAAACACCCAGCAAUCUCACAAUCGGCCAUCCUGAGUAGCGGCCCACGGAGUACAUGUAAGCCUGCCUACAAUAGCCAGCCCGGUGAUGUAGAUCUUGACUACUCACCCAGACAUAUACCCCAUCCCCCAACUAAGUGUGCACAAAGUGAACAUCCGCUAGACACCUGCAACAGGCCUGUAUGUAACCAUAUCGACCUUAGAAACUUUGAUAUAAACUCCGAUAAUCUCACCACUGGUAGACCUAAAAGCAGCCAAACAGAACUUAGCCUCACCCAAACUAUUCAAGACCUAUUACCUUACAAAUAUUUAAUCAGUGUUCCAGAAAAUCCCGAUCUGGAAAUUAUAAAAAACACUGAAAAAGUAAUUGACCAUAUAUCAUCUGAAGUGUUGAAAAGACUUCAGUGUAUGCAGAAUGUUAUUGUGUAUAAUAUACCUGAUAGUACGAACAUAAAGACUGCUAAAAAUACUCUGCUACAAGAAUGUGGAUUGUCGCAAUCUUGGUGUGUAACAAGAAGAUUACGUAAGGCACACACUAAAGCCUCCUGUCCCAUUCUAUUUCAGUUUGGUAGCACCACUGAAGCUAAUCACCUCCUCAAUAGUCAGUCAUUACUGAGGCGUAUUCCAACAUUUAAAAAGAUUAGGAUCAUUCAUGACAGGACCGCUAUCCAGCGUCGAAUCUGCAAUGGAACACAAACUGAUCAACCCAGCUUACGUAGCCGUGGCAGCUACAGCUCUUGUCACUGCACAAACCCUAAAAUAUCAUACACUGCCCCCCCAAAAAACGGAGGCACGUCGGACACUGCUAUUAGUCCUAAGGACAAGACCGCACAUAAAGCAGCUACAACCACUCACCCUCAGCCCAGACACUCAGCUACCCCAAAAUGCCAAACCACUUAUGCCUCAAUAGCGUCCAAGUAUUACCCUAGCGGCCCUUAUAAAAUGCCUAAAAAUGAUCCUCCCAGGGAUCGCGCUAACAGCUACAGACCCGCGGACACCGCUGUGCGAAAAAAUACCAAACUCUCCGUAAAAACCCACCAAUACUCCAGCACCCCAAACCCAAAACAUGCACCUUCUCAUAGUAAUAGAAUGCCCUACAACAAACAUAGAGAACUGGCAACACCCACUCAUCCUAAUGUGAAACGACACUCGACAAGAACCACACCCACACGUGAUACCCAUAAGUCAUAUGGUGUCAACCUUGUAAGCCCCAUGAACCAACACAAAACUAUACACAACAGAAGCACCUCUCCUGGCAACAAUAACAGGCAUUCCUUCAUCCCUUACCAGAAACAUACAACCUCCCCAACUGACCACAAUAGGACUAAAAUUGCCCACCACACACGAGGAAGCCAUAACGCUGGCCUACUUGGGAACCCACCUACAGAUUCUAGGUACUAUCCAAGUCAAGCCACCCAAUACAACGGUUUAGUCCCCCCUAAUUCGACAUGCACACUAUCUCAUCCUUUUUUAUCUCUCUCCCCCUCAACAUUACUGCUAUGGGGUCUCCAAAUGUUGAGGGCGACAAUCCCACUAUUCUGA